CAUCCUCCCCCAUCCCUAGCCCAGGGGAAAUGUAAAUUGUAGUUGUCUUAUUGUGAUGACUCUGUGUCUCUUUGACUUUCAGAAUUGCUAUCGACAGAGGAAUCGGGUGUGAAGGGACAACAUGUCCAGUGUAUCCAUGGACAAGAAUAACAGGUGGCAGGAAAUCGAGAAAGGACUGCAGUUUAUCCAGUCAACGUUGCCAUAUCCUGGUUCCCAGAAAGAGUAUGAGGCCUUUUUGCAAGAUCUUGUCAGAAACCUAUAUGAUGACGGAAACGAUAAGUUCAGAGGAGGCAAUUGGAAAGAUGCUUUGGACCAAUAUACUGAGGCCCUAAACGUAGCUGAUUAUGCAUCAUCUGAAGAUAUCAGUAUUGUGGAUGGAGUAAAAGAGAAGCUUUAUACAAAUCGUGCAUCCUGCUACUUGAAUAUUGGUCACUACAAUCAAGUAUUAGAAGACUGUGACAAAGCGUUACAGCUGAACCACAAUAACUACCGAGCUCUCUAUCGAAAAGCAAGAGCCCUGAAGGAAUUAGGAAGGCAUAAAGAAGCCUAUAAUGUUAUUGCAAAAUGUUCAUUAGGUGUCCCACAAGAUGACGGUGUCAUGAAACUAACCCAGGAAUUAGCUCAAAUAUUGGGAUUAAAAAUUCGGAAAGCUUAUAUAAGAGCUCAGUCUCCCUUGAAUCCAGUAAUGGGUGUCAGUUCUGCUGAAACCACUAAUAAACAUUCCAAUGGUUUGAAUUCUAUUGAAGAUAUAGAAACGGAUUUCCCAGGAUUAAAUUCAGAAUCUUCUUUUUCUACAUCAUUGUCCUCAAAUGGUAUUAUUCCUCAAGCAAUGUGUGAAUCGUUCCCAGUCUCCUCCAAUUCUCCUCCACCUACUGUACAACUGCCGCAUAAUAUCCCUCUUCCCACCACUGUGCUAGUAAAUGGAGGAGGGCUGUCUUUUUCAGUGCCUCAAUCACGUUUGGACUUUAUUGACUGCGAUAAGAUUGGAGAUGAUUUGGAUGAGCUGCUAGAUUCUUUACCUACUGUGGAAGAAGCUCCAAUGCAGUCUGGGUCCAUUACAGGACCUAAGAUACCGGUCAGUGUAUCGCCCAGUAUCCCUUGCCCUGCUUCUAUGUUAGUGCCACCACCCCAAGCUACAAAUAAUUGUGUUCCUUCAGUGACUUUACCCUCAGUGUACUCAUUUUCUAUGAAUAUGCUAUCAACGUACAAUACAUAUGGUUCCACGAUGGAUUCCUUAGAUUCUCUGCCUAUUGUAGAAUCUCAAAGAGGGACCCCUCCAGGUCUCAAGGCUGGAGUACAAGGACAUAAUAGCAGCAAUUCUUUUCUGACUCUAAAUAGUCUGUUCAGUAAUAAUGCCAACCUAGGAAUCAUUGGCCAAAAUGAAAGUGCCUUUUUGAGAGGAACGGAGACAGGAGCAAACAUAUUACCCACCCAACUGCCAUGUCAUCCAUUGUCAGACACACACGAGUUCAAACAGGCAUGCCAUUUAUGCUUUAAAACAGAUCCCAAAAUGUUGACUUGCACUUACGGUGGAGACGGAGAACAUAAGUGUAAGAAGGAUAUUUUAAUCUGUAGAUUGAAAAACUCUGAAGACAGGUCAUGGAAGAAGAUACGACCGAGACCAACCAAGAAUCAGUAUGUGGGACCAUAUUACAUAUGUAAAGAUGUUGCCGCAGGAGAAGAGUGUAGAUACCCUGGUCACUGCACCUUUGCGUAUUGCCAAGAAGAGAUAGAUAUAUGGACCCUAGAACGCAAAGGAGCAUUUAAUCGUGAGCUGCUGUUCGAUCCUUUUGGGAGUAGUGGGAAAGUCAAUUUGACCGUAGCCAAACUUCUACAAGAACACCAUGGCAUAUUUAUGUUUCUCUGUGAGAUCUGUUUUGAUAACAAGCCCAGAAUGAUAAACAAAAGGAAUAAGGAUAAUCCUGAGUGCUGUUCCAAUCCUGAUGCCAAGCAUAUCUUUGACCAUAACAAAUGCCUCGUUCAUAUACUACGUGAGACAACCGUGAAAUACUCUAAAAUCCAUCAUCUUGAUGAUACCCGUCAGCUUGACCUGUGUUGCCAUGAAGUGCGCUUUGGCUGUAUAAAAGAAGAUAACUGUUUCUAUGCACAUAGUUUGAUAGAACUGAAAGUCUGGAUAAUGCAACUACAAACAAAUAUUUCUCAUGAAGCAAUAACUCAGGAAUCAAAGAAGUAUUUACAGAGCAUGGAAGCGAGUUCCCAGGGAGGACAGAUACCUCCGGGCACAGUGAAAUCUGGGAGCCUCAAUUUAAACCUGAAGUUCGUGUGUGCACACUGCCACAGGAAUGGGCAGUUUAGUGAGCCGGAUAAGAACAGAAAAUACUGCAGUGCUAAAGCAAGUCACCCAUGGACCAAAGAACGCCGUGUACUGCUGGUGAUGUCUAACGAACGGAAGAAAUGGACAACAAUCCGGCCUUUGCCAUCAAAGAAACCAAUUCCACAGCAAUUUGAUCUGUGCAUGAAUAUAGCCAAAGGGAAGAAAUGCCAAUACACCGGGAACUGCUUCUUUGCUCACAGCCAUGAAGAAAAAGAGAUGUGGACCUAUAUGAAAGACAUUAACAUCCAAGACAUGGAACAGCUGUAUGAGAUGUGGCUAAAACGUCAGGAGCCAGAGAGAGAGGAGGCAGCAUGUGCACCAAAGGAGAAUGGUAAACAAAUCCACAUGCCCACUGACUAUGCAGAUCUCAUGACCGGCUAUCACUGCUGGCUGUGUGGGAAGAACUCUAACAGUGAAAUACAGUGGCAGCGGCACAUCACCGCGGAGAAACAUAAAGAGAAAGUUUUUAGCUGUGAGGAUGACCAGAAUUGCUGGCAGCAUCGCUUUCCUACAGGACAGUUCAGUAUUUGUGAAAGGCAUCUGAAGGGUACGUGUGUGGAUGGAGAGAACUGCCAUUUUGCCCAUAGUAAAGCAGAGAUGCAGGAAUGGAUGGACCGAAGAGAAGUUCUAAAGCAGAAACUAGCCAAGGCCAGAAAGGACCAUCUGAUUGCUCCAAAUGAUAAUGAUUUUGGCAAAUUUGAUUUUUUGAUUAAAGAUUUAAAUUAAUUUAAUAACCAAGAUAUGUUCAUGUUUCCAAAAUAAGGUGUUACUGGUAGAAAUUGACUCUUAAACAAAACCGAAAUUUGAUAGGCGGGUGGUGGAAAUUCUUUGAAUUGUCUUCCUGCCUUACUUUUGUUCAGUUAAAAACUGCUACGGUCUUGCGAUAGCAGCAUAAAGUGGGGGCAUAAACACUAUGCAGUUUGUUGUAAUAUUUGAUAACGCAGCAGCUAAUAGCACCCCACUUUGUGAUGCAUUGUCGCAGCCGAUUGCUUUGAAGGUAACAAGGCGACGUAAAGAAUAAUGGACGUUUAUUGAAGUGUGAAGAUCAAAUCCUUUUUUUUUGAUAUUCUCUAUACUGUCAUAGGAAUACAUUUUCAGAGCCACUUGGGACUUGAGGGAGAUUUUUGGAUUUGUAUGCAAGCAGGGUUUUGAGGGUUUCACGGAAUUUGUAAACGUUUUGGAGUAUUUUAAUAAGUAAGCAGAGGAACCAAGUUUCAAUACUAUGAUCAAUCAGUUUUGAUAAAGAUUAAGUGGCACAGCUCACGAUGCUAGUUGCCAUCGCUGAAUGUGUCAGAACAAUUGGGCACUUUUUUGAUAACUGUUUCUAAAAUAAUGUUUUAAGCAUUAUCCAUCAACAUUCAUCUUUAUAUAAGAUGAUUGGGGUUAAGUUUCUUCUCUACGUUUCUUAAUUAUGUGCUCCUUUUAUCAGGUGUUAAAGAACACAGUGAAAAGACAAAAACAUUGUUUUUUUUCUGUUGUCUGUUGCUUGCUAUUUAAAUGUUGAUUUCUUUAAAAAUCAUAUGUAUUGCCAGUUGGCAAAAAUUGUAUGGACCAAUAUUGUCAUUAAUAAAGGAUAUGAAACCGUU
This is a messenger RNA of Callorhinchus milii (elephant shark), 3921 nucleotides long. It is a transcript of the gene zc3h7a, whose product is annotated as zinc finger CCCH-type containing 7A. The coding region runs from base 122 to 3061 and encodes 979 amino acids. Gene Ontology annotation, molecular function: miRNA binding; metal ion binding; protein binding. The transcript is spliced from 22 exons. Lineage: Eukaryota; Metazoa; Chordata; Chondrichthyes; Chimaeriformes; Callorhinchidae. The record is from RefSeq and is a predicted model, not a curated record. Gene Ontology annotation, biological process: miRNA processing.